Alternaria hordeiaustralica is the source of this 1518-nucleotide messenger RNA. RefSeq lists its product as uncharacterized. The record is from RefSeq and is a predicted model, not a curated record. The transcript is spliced from 3 exons. NCBI's taxonomy places the organism in Eukaryota, Fungi, Ascomycota, Dothideomycetes, Pleosporales, Pleosporaceae. Bases 1 to 1518 code for a protein of 505 amino acids.
AUGAGGUUUCCACUGUUGUCGGCGGCUUCUACCCUGGCCAUUGUUAUCACAUUCGCCCAUUGCGAUACUACCUUCACCUCCAAGACCAACGUCACCUUUACCAACGAAAAUCACUUCGAUGUCCGAGCCGACGACGACCCAUGGACACUGUCUGUCGCCCGCGGUGCCAAACUCCUCCAAGGCAUGAAGGCCAGCGACGCCGAAGCUGCCACUCUCUACAAUCUAGGCACCACUGCCGAAAGCCCAUUCGACGGCGAUCUAAUCGACAAACUACGCGAAUGGGGCUACAACGAUGCGACCGACGCUCUCGCCAAACAAGCAGACCCGGAAUGCAAUUUCGACAGCCAGAACGGGCAUAUGCUGAAGAAAGCCUUUGGCGAUCUAGGCAUUGGGACAAAGAGCAAGAGCCAAGGCGGCCGAAACCAAUGUUUCCUCAUCGAGCAUUUCGACAGUCCGGCUGUGAAGAAGGGUGACGAUGGCAAGAUGCCCGCCAAAGCCGACCAACGGUACGACGUCUGCGAAAAAGAAUACCGCGUCACGAAUGCGGAGCACACUCUUGGCGUCAACGCAGGAGCCGGCGCUGUAUACGCCAUCCAACUUUCUUCCGCCGCAAAAGCUGCACGCCGUCUAUGGAAACGCGCUCCCCUUGCCGAGGAACUCCCAGCUAUACGCAGCGUCUCCGACAUCGCAUGGGCGUUCUGGAAUCGCGUGCAUACCGAUGCGGAGAGUCUGCAAAAUAUCAAGUACCUGUUUGUCACAAUGAUCAUCAACAAAGAAACAAACCAGCAUGUCAAGCGUGCGCUGGGCACCCUGUCACCGCCGAAAGAGGAUGCGGAAGGCUGGCCAGGACAUGACUUCAGCCUGGAGACGGACGCGGGAAAAGCGCUGCUAGGAAGUCCUGUUGGAAGGUGGGCUGGUUACUUCCUUAUGCAGCAUAAGAGACAGUUGGGUGGUAACAAAUACAUCUCAAAGGUAAGAGUGUUCAAGUCGGAGAAAGAGGGUAGUUGGCCGUACUUUUUAUUCUAUGUUGAUGGCGCCACAGCGUCUGCUGCGAGCGACGAGGGGAUUAUGGAUCUGGCUGGGAAACCCAGCGAGCCUCGAGUAGUACGAAAGAACAAAAACUACAGCCCGCACUUGCAACCAGCCACACCGUCUUCGUCCUCCACCCGAAUAACCUCCCGAUACAUACCGGCGCAGUCUCGCGACCACACAUACACACAAGAGAACAAGAUGGACUCCCUAGGUGGUGGCGGUUUCGGCAAUGCCGACUUGAGCAAGCUGUCCGACCGCGACAAGCAGGAACUGCAGCAAUUCGCUAUGAAUGAGGGACAGAAGGCUAGGAUCCAAUCUUCGAUACACUCCCUCACCGACACAUGUUUCCGCAAAUGCAUCCCCGCGGGCACCGUCAAGGCGGGCAAAUUGGACAAGUACGAGGAGCCGUGCAUGAGGCAGUGUGUGGAUCGGUUCUUGGAUGCGAAUAUGGUUGUGCUGAGGGAGUUGGAGAGGUUGAGGGGAUAG